AUGCAGAGUCGCUCGGAGAAAGCAGUUCCACUAGUUUCGCUCACUAACCCUGAUGCACGAGCUGCUCACUGCACGAUUACUUCCAUACAGAAACAUAAACCAGUAGUGUUCACAAUGUUAAGCGCCAUCAGGACUGACCUGCACUUAUUACUUGAGUGUCUGAAGUACCAGAUGAAAUGUCCAGCAUCGCAGAAGCAAGCUCUACUCACCAUCGUCUCAAUCUGCCAACAGAACGCAGGUCAGAAUGUGGAGUUCUUCAGGGAGAUUGGAGGUGUGAUGUUCAUUUAUAACCUGUCCAGAGCCAGUGAUUUCUGUGAGGUUAAAGAGACGGCUCUAUUCACACUCAGCUCUCUGGCUGAAGUUGAUGAGAGCUGUAAGCAGAUCCUGUGCAGAGAGGAGAUGUUCCGUGGCUUGGCAGACUGCAUGGAACAGGAAGUGUCCCUCACACUGAAGAGAGUGGCUGUGUACAUGCUUUCUGUAUUAGUUUCUAACAACAAACAGGGACAGAGCCUUGCUAAGACUUCUAGGUGUAUUGAUAUCCUGCUCAACUUAUUCAGGAGUACUUAUCCCAUGGCUGAAGAAACUAAUGAGCUACUGCAGCUGUGGACAUCAGUGUCCAGUGCUCUCUGUGGCUGUGUCAACAACCCCCAAAAUGAGGAGAACCAGCAUGCGUGCAUGUGUGUGUUGCCUCUUGUCAAAUUUUGGCUGCAGCAGGUAUCUGUAUUCAGGGCAGAGCUGGCUCAACCUGUCUGCUCUUUCAUCGGCAUGACUGUGGCAAAUAACUCAUGUGUUCAGGAGUAUUUUGCAUCAGUUGGAGGACUGCUCACACUCUCAGAAACUUUGUCCCAUGCAGUUAUUCAGUGCAGAGAGAAUCCUGCAGCCUGUAAGCUCGCUACCAUGAUUACUAGAACACUGUCUGCCUGCAUCACUGACAAUGAGGCUUUAGCACCGGUUCUGUCUGAACUGACAUUGGUUCCAGACCUCCUGCUGUUGCUGUCCAGCCCAAACCUCAGUUCACGAGACCAGCUUGCUGUGGUUUUGACACUGGGGCACUGUACCGAUGCAUGUGUGGAGCAUCAGUCUCAGUUGUUGCAGGGUGGAGGACUGCCUCUGAUGAUCUCUCUCUUGACUGAUGCGAAUGAUGAGGAAGUCAGAAAGGCAGCUACCUUUGUACUGCAAACAUGUAAAAAACUCACUGGAUCUAUAGCAGGUCAGAGUGUAGAGUCUGAUCUACAGAGACACCGUCAGUCAGCCUGGGAAAUCUGGCAAAGAAUUGAGCAGCUAGAAAGACGACAGCUGGAUGAUUUGGGAAAGGGUGUAGAAAAUUCUUCAGGUCAGCCCACGGAAUACAGAGAGGAACUGUGGGAAGACUUGGCGAUGCUAAAGGCCAGAGGUCAAAACCGAGUGUAUGAGGAGGAGUUGGAGAGAGAGGACAUUCCACAGAACUUCACACCACCUACACAACCUCCACCUCAGCCGGUCACAGUGCAGGGAAUGAGAAACCAACAGCCAAUGCACGUUCGGAGAAAGAUUGUUAAAGACUUUCCUUUCCAAAAUGGAAAAGAAGCACAACAGCGACUAGCAGAGAAUGUGAUAGGAAGUAGUGUAGCAGAAGAGAGUGAGCAGCAGAUGAGAAGAGAGAGUGGGAUGAAAAACAGAGGGAUGAAUGAAACAGAGAGAGGUGACACAAAUAUAAGUAUCCUCAACAGAGACAGAAGCACAGAUGACCUGGGAAAUGAAAACCCUGGCAGUGCCACACACAACAAACUACUAGCAAAUGACCAACAUGCACACAGCCCAGAUAUUUUCAAACAUCCUGCUCCCAUGAAGAGAUGCCAGCAGACUCUGUUUUGCUCUGAGGAUGAGCUGUCUGUGUGCUCUGAGCUCUUGGAUAGUGAGAUUGAGAGGAUUCUCAUCACUCCAGCUGCCCCUAAGCCCAGCAAGCUACGCUGUGCAGGGUGUGUGAACGGGGUGGAUGAGGUGAACAGCAAGACAGUGGGUGUGGUUCUGCGCAGCUGUAAGAGUCUGUGUGAGUUCCAUGUGGCGCUGCAGAGAGCUGAGGAUCGUCUGAAGAGAAGCCUGCGUAUCAAUGGGGUCACACACACACAUGUUCACGAUCACAUACGUGACUGUGGGGUCAGAGACGUGUGUUCUUCAGAAAUGGUCUCUAAACACACAAUGAAAGAACGUGAUGGUCACGCAAACCAACCAAAUUGCAGAGAUGCUAUGAGGAUGAUCAGUCUCACUCCACUGAAGAGAUCGGGUGAAGCACAGGGAAAGUUAAGCUCAGAUGUGGAAAACAGACAUGGGUCCAGUCUCCAAAAACCAGGUAGUGAUGGAAAGCAGAGUUCUUCAGAUAGGCACAGAGACAGGAAGGACUAUUCGGAAGAUGAGCUAAAGUACCUCAGUGAGGGCACGAGACGUUUUGGUCAUUCUUGGAACACUAUACUGUGGGCGUAUCCCUUCCAGCAGGGACGCACAAACAUAGACCUGGCCAAGAAAUACAGAAAGCUACAGCAGGGCUCAGUGCUGUCCCAAGACCUCAUAGCACAGGAAUCUGCUGAACAAAGAGUUCAAGAGUAA
Messenger RNA from Neoarius graeffei (lesser salmon catfish), 2583 nucleotides. RefSeq names its product telomere repeat binding bouquet formation protein 1 (gene terb1). NCBI's taxonomy places the organism in Eukaryota, Metazoa, Chordata, Actinopteri, Siluriformes, Ariidae. The record is from RefSeq and is a predicted model, not a curated record. Gene Ontology annotation, biological process: homologous chromosome pairing at meiosis; meiotic attachment of telomere to nuclear envelope.